AAUUUUCGUUCGUAUGUAGGUAUUUCAGAAAGAUCCUAUUUUCUUCGAUAGGAAUUCUCAUAGAUGAACUGAAAACACGGCCGUCUCUGUAGACUGCUGUGCUGAAAUAAAGCAACAAACAUCUAGUCCAUUGUAUAAAGACUAGUCUUCAUACAGUGCCUAUUACAUACAUCGUGCAGCGUGCUGCUAAUGCUUUGUAUCUAGAGAAAUAACAGCAGAGACGUAUCGCAAAAUAGAUGUUUCUUCGACGAAUUUCUUCUGAGCAUAGUCAUAAUUAUAUGCUUCUGAGCAUUGGCUGCAACCAGUGAUACACUUUUACAAUUAAACUUUUCUAUGGCACAAGUUGCCAUAGAAGGCAAGAACGAUUAAACAAAAAAACUCCAUGUUUCCUGGAAUAAUUCCAAUAAGAAGAAGAAAGAAUGAAUCCAACAAUUCCUUAAAACAAAAGAAACAUACAGAGGGUUCACCAUAGACAUAUUAAACAUUUAAUAGGUCUAUGGGUUUCACAAAUUAUUGUUAUCCUCCAUUGUUGAAAACUUUCGAUUAUUUGAUAUAGCUAUAAAAAAUUCUGAGCGAAAAAGAACAUGCCAUUGUACAGAAAACGUCCCAAAAAAUCUUUCCUAUCUCAAGAUGCACCUACUGAUGAAAUUAUUUCGGCAUUCAAAUUCAAGCAGCCCAGUGAGAUAUUUCAAAUCGAAGAGAUAAUACCAGGAAAAGAAGCGGAGAAACGAGAGCAAGUUGGAAUAAAAAUUUCUGAGACAAGAAAUGAAGAUCAGAAGCAAACUUCUCAUAGAACCAUAUCGAAAUAUCCACAAGAAGGGAUACUCCAGGAAAUCGUGGAUAAUAUUGAUGUAAUAAGCAGCUUAUCGGACGAAAUUAACGAUAUGUUUUCGGAAACACACCAAGAGGGCAACAAUAUGAAAACUGAAUUUCAAGGUGAUGGGGAUGAAAAUUCGAAAAAGAAAAAAUCAAAUAACCUGAGAUACUCGCAGGCUAAGGAUAAAAAAAAAGAGUUGCUCAAUUCAACUAAAGGGAAAGAAGACAGGAGCUCUCAAAGAAGCAUGAAUCGAACUCCUGUAAAAGAAGCAUUCAAACAGUUUCUACUUCAGAAGGAGACAAAAUUGGACGAAAGUUUAAUAUCCUCACAAAGUUCGGAUAUUUCUCUGAAUGAUCCGAUUAUUCGAGAAACUUACUCCCAAUUCAUAGGAAAAAAAGACAAAUUUACCAGAGUCAAUACUCCAAAAGGAUUAACACACUAUGACAAAAUGAAAUGGCUGCAGGAACAGAGAAUUGUAGGAGUAUUUGUUCUCUGUGAUAAGUGUGAUAAAACAAGAUAUCUCGAGGAAAUUGAGGACCCCACUGAGCUUCCAGAUAAAUGGUACUGUGAGGAUAACAAAGAUCCAUUGCACAAUAGAUGCGAAAUUCCUGAAGAAAAAUUCCCUGUCCACAUUCAAGAAGAUUGGAUACACAAUUUGUACAAUGCAGGUAGUAUCGUAUGGGCCAGGGUUUGCGGUUACCCAUGGUGGCCUGGAAUGAUUGAUGAUGAUCCAAACACAGAGUCCUACUAUUGGUUGGAUGAUGAUAUUGAUACUGUUCCGUCUUGGUAUCAUGUUACCUUCUUCGAUCAGAAGCAAGUUUCAAGAGCGUGGCUGAAACCUCACGAGAUCAUGGCAUUCAACAAAGUCAAUUACAAUCCAAACCCAGAUUCCCUCAAAUUCAGAUGUUUUAAAACAAGAAUUAACUUUGCGAUCAAACAGGCAAACGAAGCCUUAGGGAUGUCGCUUCGUGAGCGAUUAUCAGUAUAUAGCUUUUUGGAAAGAUUCGAGAAACCAAUAAAAAAACCAAAAGAUGUCUUGAAAGAAACAAAAAAGAAAACUUUAUUGAAGAGAGGAGGAGAACAGGAGAUAAAAUCCAGAAAGAAAAAACCUACAAGUGAACUCAAAGAACUGGAAUCGUUUGAAAUACUCUUCCGUUUAUAGAAUUUAAGAAUUAAAAUAUUAUGAUUCGUUGAUUUGUAGUAAGUGUUGAUUAAUUAACAAUUCCAAGUACUUUGUUUAACUCAAAAUCCAGUUAUAUAUCUGUAUGUAUAUUAAAAAAUAAAAGUCUGAAAUAAA
Messenger RNA from Coccinella septempunctata (seven-spotted ladybird), 2114 nucleotides. RefSeq names its product zinc finger CW-type PWWP domain protein 1-like. Gene Ontology annotation, cellular component: nucleus. Gene Ontology annotation, molecular function: zinc ion binding. The transcript is spliced from 3 exons. The coding region runs from base 585 to 1979 and encodes 464 amino acids. NCBI's taxonomy places the organism in Eukaryota, Metazoa, Arthropoda, Insecta, Coleoptera, Coccinellidae. The record is from RefSeq and is a predicted model, not a curated record.